Prunus armeniaca (apricot) is the source of this 645-nucleotide messenger RNA. The record is from the annotation of a GenBank genome assembly. NCBI's taxonomy places the organism in Eukaryota, Viridiplantae, Streptophyta, Magnoliopsida, Rosales, Rosaceae.
AUGUUUGAUAGCAAGUCAUUCUCCGAGCGCGAGCCCAAUGCGUUCGAUGAGGAGUCAUCGGAUGGUCUCUUUGACUCCGACGGCGAAGCGGCAGGGCCUGAUGCCGAGGGUGGGAGUGAUACCGAUGUUGAGAUACUCGGUGAAGGGCCCAGCUCCAUUCCAACACACGACGUCGGGAAGGGGCUAAUGACCGCUCCGGUGCCGUUGUCCAUAGUCUAUAGUGACGGCCGCCACGUGGGCCUCGGUAUGCCUGGGGAGGCGAGCGGUAGUCGCCAGUCAGAGACCUCCACUUCCGGUCGUGGAGAGUCGGCGGUUGAACCAUCCUCUGGGCCGAGGGUGUCGGUAGUGUACCCCAGCAACCCUAGGGUACCCAUGGGGGUGCCAAAGGAAAAUUUGUUCGGCGUCGACUAUCUCGGGCCGGACAAGAUUACCGAGCGGGAGAUUGCCAAAUUUCGAGCGGAAUACCGCAUCCCCGAUUCGGUACGGAUGAGGAUCCCGGGCCCUACCGAAUCCCUCAGCAAGCCGAAGGACGGCGAGGUAGUUUUCUUUACCGACGUCCUUGUGCAAGGCGUUCGAUUGCCGUUGCAGCCGGCGGUACAAAGGAUCCUGGCCCAGAUCGGCUACGGCCUUCGGUAUGGCCGGUGA